This is a messenger RNA of Spea bombifrons (plains spadefoot toad), 2344 nucleotides long. It is a transcript of the gene GCKR, whose product is annotated as glucokinase regulator. Gene Ontology annotation, cellular component: cytosol; mitochondrion; nucleoplasm. NCBI's taxonomy places the organism in Eukaryota, Metazoa, Chordata, Amphibia, Anura, Pelobatidae. The transcript has 20 exons. The record is from RefSeq and is a predicted model, not a curated record. Gene Ontology annotation, biological process: carbohydrate derivative metabolic process; response to fructose; glucose homeostasis. Bases 49 to 1920 code for a protein of 623 amino acids. Gene Ontology annotation, molecular function: fructose-6-phosphate binding; carbohydrate binding; enzyme inhibitor activity.
AAAAGGACGUUAAAUCAACGAGGCAGCCAAACUUGUAACGUUCCAACCAUGAGAGGUACCAGGAGAUACAAACACGUGAUAGAAACUCCGGAUCCUGGGAAAUGGGAGCUAGCUGGAUAUGAGGAAACUCUGCCCAUUAGCGAGAAGUCUAACCCCAUCACCCGGGAACUGGAUAAAGCCGACCCCAACCAAUUGGUCCAGCUCUUGAGAGACUGCGAUGCGGAAAUAUUCCAGGAAGAAGAUGAGACCAUCAUCAAUUAUCAGAGGCUGUACAGUGAAUCGGCCUUAAAGACGGUGGCAGACAUUGCAAAGAGAGUGCAGGAAAUAUUAAAGAAUCCUGAAGAUGGUCUAAUAGUCAUCAGCGGAUGUGGGACAUCAGGGAGACUGGCUCUCCUCCUUGCGAAUUCGUUUAAUCGGAUGUUAAAAGGACUUCACAAGACGCCGUGUUACACUUACAUCAUUUCAGGAGGAGACAGAUCGAUUGUGACAUCACAGGAGACACCCGAGGACAAUCCCAUAAUGGGAGCAGAGGAACUAGAAAAGGUUUGUGAAGGGAAGAAGAAGGUGGUUUAUAUCGGAAUAUCCUGCGGCUUGUCCGCUCCGUUUAUCGCUGGCCAGCUGGAUUUCUGUAUGAAGAACCUGGACGUGUUCCUGCCUGUCUUGGUGGGAUUUAACCCUGUAAAUAUGGCCAGGAAUGACAGCAUUGAGCGAUGGCAGUCAACGUUCCGGCAAGUGGCCGAAAGGAUGCAGAGCCUACAGGAUACCCAACGGGCCUUCAUACUGAACCCAGCGAUAGGUCCUGAGGCAAUCUGUGGAUCAUCGCGCAUGAAGGGUGGGAGUGCCACCAAAAUCCUGUUGGAGACGCUCUUCCUGGUUGCCCAUAAAGCAGAUUCCAAUGUGGCCGUGACGGAGAAGUGUUUGUUGGAAAUUCUCAGGACGUACGAGAGAGCGCACAAGGUGACAUAUUCACAGAGCAAGAAGAUAGCCGGGCUCAUGAAACAAUCCGCAACUAGCCUACAGAAAAAAGGGCAUUUGUACAUCCUUGGCUGGGGAACCUUGGGGCUGAUGGGAGUUAUGGAUGCCGUGGAGUGUGUCCCUUCCUUCCAAGCAGAUUGGAGAGAUGUCCGCGGGUUUAUUAAUGGUGGCUAUAACACCAUGGAGAACAAGGAAGGGGAUAUCAGUUCUAUGGGUCCACAGUUUGCUAUCUCCCAUGAAGACUUUGUGAAGAACGUCCUCCCGUCGGUGACAGAAGCCGACACCGUCCUGUUUAUAUUCACCCUGGACGAUGAGCUCAGCGAGGUAGAGAAGAUGGCAACACAAGUGAAGGAGAAGACAUCUAAUGUCCAUGCAAUAUCACACGCCACAGCGGGCCAGUACAUGCCGAGUUCCACAAAGAAGAUUAUUCCAAAUAUUAUUGGCAUCACGUGGCCGAUACUCUUUCUGGAGUACGAAGGAACUUUUAUACAGAAAUUUCAGAGGGAGCUGAGUACCAAGUGGAUUUUGAACACUGUCACCAGUGGAGUUCAUGUACUCAAAGGAAAGGUCUUCAGAAAUUUUAUGGUGGACUUCAAGAUAAGCAACUCUAAACUCUUCCACAGGGCAAUGUCUGUUCUCCAGAGGCUAAGCGGCAGCUCCCAGCAGCGGUGCCGGGACGCACUACUCCAAUCCAUCUAUGGAGAACAGACCCUGUCUGACCAGAUAAAGAACAGCCCCAUUUCCAAACACGUGGAGGAAGCCGCUUCCAAGGAAAAGGUCCUUCCUACGGCCAUCAUUAGCCUCCUGCGUAACUGCACCAUCUCAGAGUCCAAGGAGCGGCUGGACGCCUCACCAUCCAUAAGGGCCGCCAUUGAAUUGUCUCUCAACGUGCCGGGGAGGAAAAGGGGAGCAGAGAGUUCAGGGACGGAGGGACGCAGCCGAUGAAAGUCAUGUGACCUGUCAACAAACACCCCCCCCCAGUCCGCAGCCACCAUUUCAGGGCAGGGGGUUCCCUGAACCAUCUGAGCAGCGGGCGUUAUGUGUUAAAAUGUUAUUAAAAUGUUCGAAUUUUACAGUAAAAAUUCUCUGUCAUACUCUUAUCUCUAAAACGUGCUACUAACUUGGACCAUGGUGCUUCCAACCUGUGAAAUGUGGAUAAAAAACCCCCAAAAAUGGUGAUUUUUGUCUUUUCUUAUGUCCAAAACCCAUUUUGACCCCAUUAUUCCAUACACAGAGGCAAAAACAGAGUCUUUAUACAUAACCCCCGAUAUAUUGACCGUCACUUCGAAACCCCCAUCAACAUCAUUUUUAUAUAGUUUUACACCGAAUUGUGCAUAUAUUGUAAUAAAUAUCAUUUUUUGAAUACAAA